AUGAUUGUUUCAAUUGUCAAUGCUGGUCAAAAAGUUUGUCCUGGUUAUGGAUUUAUUAAACCAUCGCCCAAUUGUGCAUCAACAUGUUCAACAGUAAAAGAUCGAUGUCCAAUAGGCAAAAAAUGUUGUUUUAGUAUGCAAAAACCAUGUGGCUUUCAUUGUAUUGUACCUAAAGAUAAUCAACCAAAACGAGGUAAAUGUCCAGCACCUCAAACCAAAAUAAAAAAUCCACUUUGGAAUUUAUGUGAUCGACAUCUUUGUGAUGUUGAUAAUGAUUGCAAAGGUACUACAAAAUGUUGUCGUAAUGCAUGUGGUGCGACAAUAUGUAUUGCACCACAACUCUCUACAACGAAAAUCAUUUAA
Messenger RNA from Rotaria sp. Silwood2, 363 nucleotides. NCBI's taxonomy places the organism in Eukaryota, Metazoa, Rotifera, Eurotatoria, Philodinida, Philodinidae. The record is from the annotation of a GenBank genome assembly.